AUGUCCUUCGUCCGCGCCGCGUCGAAGGUCAGCCGAGUGGGCGUGCGAGUCCCGGCCUACCGAGCAACCCCCGUUGCGUUGAACACCCAGCGUGCUUUCUCGCAGUCGGCCGUCCGCAAGAGCGAUGCGCAUGCCGAGGAGACAUUCGAGGAAUUCACCGCCAGAUAUGAGAAGGAAUUCGAGAAGGUGAACGACGUUUUCGAGCUUCAGCGAAACCUGAACAACUGCUUCGCCUACGAUCUCGUUCCCUCAACCACCGUCAUCACCGCCGCUCUCCGCGCUGCCAGGCGCGUGAACGACUUCCCCUCAGCUGUCCGGGUUUUCGAGGGUAUCAAGUUCAAGGUCGAGAACAAGGGUCAAUACGCAGAGUACCUCCAGGAGCUCGAGCCCAUACGCGAGGAGCUCGGAAUUCCUCUUAAGGAGGCCAUGUACCCCGAUGAGAAGUAG
This is a messenger RNA of Alternaria ethzedia, 447 nucleotides long. RefSeq names its product Cytochrome c oxidase subunit 6 (gene COX6). Gene Ontology annotation, cellular component: mitochondrial inner membrane. Bases 1 to 447 code for a protein of 148 amino acids. Gene Ontology annotation, biological process: mitochondrial electron transport, cytochrome c to oxygen. NCBI's taxonomy places the organism in Eukaryota, Fungi, Ascomycota, Dothideomycetes, Pleosporales, Pleosporaceae. The transcript has 4 exons. The record is from RefSeq and is a predicted model, not a curated record.